UCCACGGCCACUGUUGUGUCAAUUGCGUAGCGUACCCCUGACCGCAUUUGGUUUGUACGAGGCUCGCUUCGUGCACGCGGCGACGACUCAGCGGGAUGUCGCCACGAGUGAGUCAAAGCAAGCCACGCGCCUUUGGUCGUCCUGUGGCCACUAGGCCACAGUACGGUGUAUAUAACGCAGCCACUUGCUCUUCUGGCACCCAUAUCCUCGCCUCAUUAGCACCCACCCGCUGAUUAUCUUCCAAAUCACUCACGAUGAGCACCCCUACUGCAUGUUCUUGCACUCCAGCCAUCAAGAUAGAGGCGACGGGGCGGUACAUUCUACCUCAAGCCCUCGCCGUUACACCGCAGCAGCUGGCCACCAGACUGCCAUUCGGUACAUAUUCGUCAGUAUACUUUGGGCGAAAUGGCGUCUCCAUCGACGCGAUCAUGGCGGCGCGCAAUGACAUGGCCGUGCUGGCCCACAACAUACCUGGCGGCUAUGAGAAGCCGCUCAAGUCUUCUCGGGGCAGAGACAAGACCACGAUGGAGCUCAGAGUACACUGGCCGGACCAUGAUUAUCACACGCAGGCCGCGGAUAAUUUACCUUUCUCAGCGGCGACUGCGGGAUCCUUUACCAGGGCCCAGAUUGCGGGAAGUGUGGGCAGAGUUGUGGCUGACGCGAUGUCGCGUUGCUGUCAGUACCGCCCUCGCGAGCACUGCUGCUGGGCGGUAGGCACGGACGACACACACAGCGUGACUUGGCGCUGUGUCUACUUGGUGGCCAUCCACCACAUCGGCGGCGUCACCUACCAGCCUGAGCUGCAUGUUGAUAUGUCCUUGAAGCCGCCCUUCUUCCCGGCGCUCAGCCAGACGGCUAAACAGGCUCGUCUGGCCGGCAUGAUUGCGCCAACUUGUUAUUGUACUCGGACGGACAAGGACGAGAAGUCUGGGAUGUACGUUCUGCCUCAGCGCGUUGCCGUUGUACGGAAAACCAUACUCGCCCAGUGGCCUGUAAGGACGUUCCCCUCAGUCGUCUUCGGAAGGAGCAAGCCCCUCCCCAUCCUGAUGCUUGACGCAAACUCGGCGGACGCGUUGCAGGAGAAAGUACCCAACGCUUUGGAGACGCCAUUUGAGAAGUAUUACAGUGAGCAAUUCACAAACAUCAAGAUCAAGGUCUACUGGCCUGAUCAUGACUUCCACACGGACACCACAGAAGUUGUAUCGCUCAUGGCUCAAGGCAGACAUAUCACCAAGGCUCAGCUCGCAAAGGAGGUCGCUCGCACCGUACGGCUGGCUACAAAUAGGUGUAUUCUACAUGGUCCGCAGGAUCAUUGCUGCUGGGCUGUCCUUCCCAAGGACGAUGAGACCGAUUUUGCUAAUAUUUUGCAUCGUACCUAUCUGGUUGCGUUGCACCACAUUGGUGGCGUCUCGUUCCAGCCAGAACUUCAUACCGCACCGAGAGCUACACAGAACCUCUAGCCGGCGCCAAGAAACCGGGCCUUGGUGGCUGCUCAUGGGGAGCGAAUCGAGUCCUCGCAGACUCGGAGGGGAAGCUUUGCCCAGGG
This is a messenger RNA of Rhodofomes roseus, 1546 nucleotides long. RefSeq lists its product as uncharacterized. The record is from RefSeq and is a predicted model, not a curated record. The transcript has 6 exons. The coding region runs from base 255 to 1460 and encodes 401 amino acids. NCBI's taxonomy places the organism in Eukaryota, Fungi, Basidiomycota, Agaricomycetes, Polyporales, Fomitopsidaceae.